AUGAAAUAUGACCGAGUGAACAGCAUGCCACACGGAUGUGAGUGCUAUUGAUAAUUUGUUUCAAAAAAUUGAGAUUUAAAGCAAGUCAAGCAGACAAUUCGUGGCGUAACAUGUCGAUCCCCUCGACGUCGCCGUCGCGCUACGGAGAAGAGCUGGUGAAUGCGAGUAGAAGGUGAAAUAAUGAGGAAACGAAAUUAUAUUAAAUCAAUGAGUUCAGAAAUAGGAGGAGCCGUAUAGAGUUGGAAGCUCCGCGACCAGCAUCUCGAAGCAGAGCCACGAAAAGCGUCCUCAACGGCUACGCUGCACCAGCCCCGAAUGGUUAUUACAAUCAGUACCAACAUCCUCCGAUGCACUACCAACAGCCUUACUAUGGAUAUCCAGUCGGGUAGGGCUUAUUCAAAUUUAGCUUUUCUAUUUCUCGUUCAGAUACGCGCCCGAAGCCUCGAAUCGUUUUUCUCGGACUCCGAAUCCGUACAUGUCGUACUCGACGUCGGUUAACACGACGCUGAACGCCUCGAUGGAACUUCCACGUCGUCCUGCUUCCACACACCACUACGCGCCGAUGCAAAACCGCACGAUGAGCGAGACCAACGGAAGUUUUAACGGAGCUCCCCCUGCCGAUCGGAAUGGCGGCAGCAGCUUCAGCAAUUCUGGGUCCGAUAACGGUGCGGCAGAUGCCAACGAAACUGAAAGCGAGGAGGAAAUGCGGCGCUACAACUUGCAGGUUCCCAAUUAAUUUGAACCAGAAAAGAAAAUGAUCAAAAAGUCUAUAGAAUGUUUUUGCGGAGGUGUUUAACUGUUUUAAAAAACAUUGUAUUACCUUUCAAAAAAGGGCUGAUUUUUCAACUUUUUUUUGCUUAUAUUUGCGAAAAAAAAAGAUUUUCUGUGGAAAGGGAAGAUAUAGUUCUGCUAAAAAGUUAUGAAAGUUUCGGCGUUUUUCGGAGUAGCAGUGGUAUCAUUGAUUUCAAGGUGAAUAAAAAUUUGGAGUUUUCGGCUCCUAAAUAUAGUUCAAGAUUUAUAUGGUUUGCUACAUAUAGAAUAGAAAAGGGACUGUUCUGAUGUUGCGAAAAAAAAAAUUUCAGCCUUUUAACUGAGUUUUCUUUGCUGAUUCUUCGAAAGAAUACAAAUCUUGUUUUUCAGAACCGCAGAGCUCAAGGAGCACGAUCUGUAGCGAAUUAUCGGGAUCCUUUUGUGGACGGCGGAGAAGCCUAUUACUGUGGCGUCGUCCAUUUGGAUUUGGUAGGACUGCCUUCUUUCCGAGAUUUCACUUCAGGAAACUUGAGGCACAUGUUCAACACGUGAUCAACACAAUGAGUCCUCCAGAAGAGUUUUUCGAACUUCCUCCGAUCGAACGAGUUGCUUUUGUUUUCUACGCCGCCGUGUACAAAAAGCUUUAUCGCGACAUCGAAGAAUUCCAUAAGCGGUUUAACCGCGAAUUCUACAAGUUUGUCUGCGCGGGCGACUCCAACGACAUGGCUCUCUUCAAGGUUUUCUUUUCUUUUGGGCUUUUGUGAAAGUGUUUCUUCAGAUAUGCAAAUCCAUGCAAGAUCAGUAUAACCUCAGGCAGCUGGAAAAGUCGAAGAAGGCCUAUGAAGAAGCAGCGAAAGCAGCGGAGCUGGAAGUGAAGAACUUAGCCGAGUAAUUUUGUAUUGGUCUGCUAUCAUUUGAUUUUUCUUCAGACAGUACGAAGGAACUUUGGUCUUUGACAAUGAAGAGAUCGGAGGCACCAUCACCGCCAAAGAACAUCUGAUGGACAUUGGUUCGCGAAAAAAGAAACGGAACCAAAGUUGAACACUUCGUCCUACAGGACCCGUCAAGUUCAACUGUGCGCAUGCCUUCAUGACCUUCGGUGUGGGUGGCAAAGUCGUGGUGGUUUCUCCGGAAUCUUCCUCUUCUGCGGUCAACGUCGCCGUCGACGACCUCCGCAACUUCCUGCACGAGGACGACCACAGCUCUCGCAUCGUCGAAACGUUUCAACACUUUAGAGGUACCUCGGUUCUUGAAGCGUUCGACAAAGAACAUAACUUCCAAGGUCCACUAAUAGUUGGCCAGACACCAACCCACUCUGUACGGCUUUACAUCCAACGGCAGAUCGAGAACAUCCGUCGAAGUGCCAGCAAAUCGACGUCCAGCUCGGACACGGUCGACGCCUUGUUGCUGUGGCAGCUGCUCGAAAUGAUGGUCCAGCAGCAAGGCGUUCGUUGUCUUUUCUCAGUUUUAUCAGCUCAGCUCCUGUUUUAUCUUUUAGUCCUACUUUGAAUUGAACAGGUGGAAAAAUUAUCUCUUUCUUCUUUCAUUACUCUGAACUGGAGCGGCCAAAAGCGCGCCGAGUUUUUCUCUUCCGCAUACUAUUUCUUCACUCACUGACUGCGAGAAAACGACAAAAUAGCGUGCGGAAGAGAAUGUUCAAGCACGCCUUCACGCGCUCCAGGUCAGAGUAAAGGCUUCUUUUCAAAUCAAUUAGCAGAGAAGAAGUUAGUGCGGAUCAACCUAAAUCAUGUUAUAAAGGAUAGAAAAAAGAGCAAAGAAAAAACAAAAACAUAAAGGAUAGAAAAAAGAGCAAAGAAAAAACAAAAACAAAAAAAAAGUUUUUGGUAACCAUAGCUUAGAAAAAUACCAUAUAAAUCGAAAGCAAAGAUAUUAAAAGAGCAGUCACCAAAAUAUGAACUUGGAAAACUCGAGAAAAAUGAUCAUUUUCAAAAGGAAUUGAUGAGCACUGAUAUGCUUUGGUAUUGAAUUAUUAUGCUUGAAGAAUCAGAAAACUCGAAUUAUUUACGUAGGAAGUAAGAAAUUUUUCUCUAACUUUGUUCAUUGAAAAAUAUGUCUUCUAGAUAAAUUUUUCAACUGUUCCUCUUUCAGCGUGUCACGGGACCGGACGUAGCGACGCUUCUGACAAGUGCGAUCGCCUCUAUGAAUUCGCGAUCUUCGACUCCAGUUGCGGAACACGCGACAACGACGGCGUCAACUGAACGUCGCGGAAUGAAGUCGCCAAUCGACCGAUUCACCGAUUUUCUUCUUGGUGGACAUAUCGAUGUCAGUUUUUUGUAUGGAAUGAAUGGAGACUACUAAAGUUUUUAAUUGGUCUCACCUGUACGGAGUUUUAGAAAACCUAAUCAUAGGAUUUUAUUUCAACUUCGAUGCUUUUAUUUCAGUUUGAGUGAGUUUCGAAAAAAAUUAAUUAAAGGAAUCAAAUGAAAAAAAUGAAUGGAUCGAGUCCACGAAGAUUUAAUCAUAUUCCCGUUCCCAUGCUUUCCUGGUGUUGUAUUAUUCUAAAUUUUAUAAUUUGUAAGCUCGAAAAUUUUCCAGGAAGCCGUGGAAAGCGCUGUUUCGGACGGUCUCUACGCAGACGCUAUGAUGUUAGUCCGCCGACUGUUUCCACAUGACCCCAGGAAAAUUGUGGCUAUCGAAGAACGUUUCUUGGCCCUUCGAUCUUAUGACAAUCCCAUCACAACGCUCAUUUCUGUGGCGAGCGACCAGCCUCCUCCUGUUCUGGUCUUUCUUCUAAAUAUUCCAUUGAACUUAUUCUUCUGUUUCCAGACCAAUCCGCCCCUGGACGACCAUCGAAGCUGGAGGAAACACGCUGCGAUCGUUCUGGCCAAUCUAAACACUCCCACCGCCAUGAGAACGGUUUCCACCUUUCUUUCUGAGCAAUAAUGAUCCCGAUGUUUGAAGAUUUACCACCUUGGUUUGGCUUUGGGCAAAAGAAAUCUCCACUGCGCGGCUGACUUCUGCUUGUUGGCGGUUUGUAUCCUUGCUGGCUACGAUCCGUUUGUUCCGGUCGUCGAAAUGUAACUUUCUUUCCAACUCUGGGCUUUUCUCAUCUUUUUGUUUGAAGAGAGGGCGACGAGCACUUCCGACGUCACAUCACACUCAUCCACUCUGGAAUGCUUCCGUCUGAAGCAGAAGGGGAGCAGUACAUUUCCAACGGAAUGAAAAUCAACGACCUCCACGCAACGGAAGUCUUUGACUUCGCCUUGCGACUAGCGAACAACGAUUCCCCUUUGUCGCGUUCGGUGGAGUAUCAGACGGCGCGAAUCGAAUACGCUAAAUUGUUGGCGUCGUACGGCGGAUUUGCGACCGACGCUUUCAGGUGGAGUCUUAGUUUAUUUACGACGAAUUUGCAUCGUUAUCUUUAUUUGAAAAAGGAGAUAUUAGAAGGGCACAACUAGAAAGAAAGCAUUUUUUUUUCUCUUUUUUUCAACUUUUUUUUUAGUAAUCAUUUCCAUACCAUAUCGGUAGGUUGCCUGCGAUAUUUUUGAAGUUAGAUAAUCGAAAAAGACUUUUUUUAUAGUUACUGUAUGUACUUAUUUCACUGGAGGAUAAAUUUUGGAAGUGCAAAAUUUUCACUGUGUUACUUCAGGUACUGCACGGAAAUAGCGCGCUCCCUCUGGCCGUACUAUCAAGCUUUCUCUAAAGAAACCCUUUUGGAACUGUGCGAUCUUACGGAGAAGUGCGUUUCCUGGGUUUUCCUCGCUAUUCUCUUUACUUCAGACUGAAGUACAUCGCUUCUGCGACUGAUGCCGAAUCGGAAUGGAUAGACGGUCUCCGGAUCAUGGUGCAGCAGAUGGAUGGAACUUCUUCCGUGGUUCCACCUGCAGCCAUACCUACGCAACCACAAGUCGACCAGCAACCGCCUCAAGACUUCAUCGAAAACGUUUGUACUCUCAUUUUUUAGACAAUAAAUAGGGGAUAAGUAAGUUCAAGUGAUGUGAAAAAAUUUAUCUGCCGAUAGGGAAGUCAGGCAAUCAUUUCUAAGAAUCUCGAGAAAUUUAAACGCAUCCUCAAUUUUUUAAGUUCAUCUUCAAUAUUCUCAACUUUUGCUAAGUUCUCUUGAGCCGUUUUUUCAGAUCUGCUUUAUUUUCAGAAUUCACAAGUGGUGACUGAACCUUUAAUGACGGAACUAACACACACCGAGGCCGGCAAGUCGAAGUUUUUAUUCUUUCUUGAGAAUUUCCAAAUUUACUCUUUCCAGCGAAAAAGACGUUCUUCGGAUUAAUUCUCGGACGCAGGAUUCCCAUCAACGAGAAUCCGAACGAAGGUUCGACGCAUCCAAUUAAACAAUAUUUUUCGUUUUUCAGAAUGUCAACGCUGUCAAAUGAAGCGCAGGACUGGCACAGCGACCACCAACAACCGCUUGAAAUGCACUUUGGAACGACUCAAAGCGUAGGUGUUUUCUUCCGUACAAAUUUAUCAACCUUUCAUUUAUUUUUUUGUUUUAGUCAUAGAUUAUUGGACUAGGCGGUGAACAAGAAUUUUUUAAAGCUAUAACGAACAGCCGCCUCUGGCAAACUAGAAGUCCAAAUGUGUAGUUGAUCAAGUUGAAAGCAUGGUCUUACGGUCUUUCGCCUCGUUCUUCUUCCCGUAGUCCACCCAGUUGCGCCUUGAUUUUUCACGGAAUGGCAGUAUAUACCUGCAGAUAUCGAAGGAUACAGGGCGGGAAGCUCCGUCGGCCCUCCAAAAGUCGGAAACUUUCGUCAUUUCAACGCCAACGAAACCGGUCUCCAUCCCGGGAAAUGAGCUUCCUGCAGACGUCGUCUCGUCUCCGGCGUAUUUGACCCCGGCGGGUUCUCCUCAGCAGGGAUAUGACCUGCCUUCCAUGAAUAUCAACAACGGGGUGAGGAAAUCAUCACGAAACGUAGACCUAGUUAAAAUAUAGAGACGACUUUUUUUUCUUUCAGUUUUAUUGAAUUGAGAAAAAAUAGAGACUUCUCAAAAUUUUUCAACCCGUUUUUCAUAUUUCCUGAUGUUCACUGGUUUUUGCAGCAUAGUCUUUUUUCAUUCGUAACCUUGUGGUUUACUCUUUCUCAACUUAUUUAUAUAGAUUUUGGUAGAAAAACACAUCUGAAAACGAUCUUUUGAACGCAAUAUUUGAACUGAACGGCUUUGAGUUUUCAAGACUCAACGAAAUUUUGAAUUCUAGGACGGUCAUUGUAUCGAAAAGUUUGUAUCCAUGAUUUUGUCAAAAACUUACAUGAACAGAAAAUUGUUUUCAUUGAACUCUUUCAGGUUCUUUCUAAGCCUGUUACGCAGCCGGCGUCUCCGAGUUCCGAACUCGACGACCUCUGGGCCAACGCUCCUUUGCUCCCUGCCGCCAAUCCCACGAAAACUUCCCCGCCCAACGGAAUAUCCAAGCCAACAGCUUCUGCUCCCGUCAUUUCCACACAUCAGCCUCUUCCAGAGCCCAAGGCGAUUUUGCAUGUUUGGUCAGGGACUGAAAAUCUGUUUUCAGAGCUAUGAACCUCCUUCGAAGCCAGUAGUCAGUGGGAACGUGCCGAAGGCGUCGUUGGAUUCUGGAGGAGAAAAUGUAUGUUAUCACAAAAUUCAAAUUAAAAAUGCUGUAAAAAGUUGUUUCAAAACGUAGAAACUUUCUUAAAAAUAAAAGUAGUGGGAAAAAAACACCCUAAACAAGGUGUGAUUCUUUUUGAAAUUUAUUUUCAACGGUUGGAAACUCCUAACCUUUUUUUCUGGAAGCAGCUUUCUGAUCAAAUUAAACCUCGGAAAAAAAAUAUAUUUUGGUUUCUGAGAAUAUUUUUAAAAAAGAAUGUAUGCCGAAUAGAGGGAAUUGCAGAUGAAUUUUAAUUUUGAAGGGAGGAAAGCAACAGAAGAACUUUUCGCGCGGAGGAUGGUUCGGAUCGUUACGUCAGAAGGUUAUGAAGUCCAUGCCUUCAGCGAAUCCGAUGAUUCUGCCAAACGACAAGAAGCCGACGGUUGGAUCUUUUUCAAAUCGUUUGACGACCUUCUUCAGAUCGUUUGGGACCCUGUCAAGAAGCGGUACGUCGGUGAAGGCGUCGAAGAAGAGACGGCGGCGCCGCCUCCGCCAGUCGCCGACCUCAGUUCGAUGCCGCCGCCAGCCAACCUCAGCACGAACAGCCUCAAAUCUGUUCGUACGAGUGGAGGCGCCCGCUACUUCCAGCAUAACGGCCAGAACCAAGGUCAAUCGGCAGCUCCGGACCUCGGACCACCGCCAAUGAUGCCGCCGACCAUGGCACCCACGGCUUUCGAGUUUAUGCCGACACCUGAUGGUGGGCUUUUAUUUAUGUUCAAGUUAAGGAUUUAUUUCACGAGUACACAUUCUCUCAACACUCUGUGAGACUUCUAAGUGUAUCGAAAGUUUGUUAGAAGAUGCUUCCUAGGACGUCGGCGAAUGAAGUCAUGAAUCUUUUUUCUUGAGAUAGUUUUUAAAUGGCAAAGUAAUGGUUUUGAGGUCACGAGAAUCUUUUCUAAAAAUUAAAAUAAAAUAUUUCAAAAGCAGGAGGCGGUUACUAUUGCACGGUUGUGAGUUUAUUGAUAUUUUCAAAUUUUAGCGGCUAUUCUCUCGCAGAGUUUUCAGUGCUUUUUAGCUCAUUUCCAUUUCAUCGAGAAAAACUGCCUCUGCUGGUUUUGAAUGUGUACAUUACUGGGAGAAAAAGUGACAUUUCAAAAUUCAAAGCGUCUUGAUGCAAGAACGGAACUUUUUCCAUUACUUUUCCUAUCCGAACCUAGUUUUCACUUCGAAUAAACACUUACGUUCAAAGAUUUUUGCGAUUUUAUUCCUUCAGACGACGAGGCAACGGUUGACCCUUUCAGCGGUGAUACUCUAUCAUCUCCUGGAGAGGAUCAAACUGACAACACUCGCCAAUAA
Caenorhabditis auriculariae is the source of this 7621-nucleotide messenger RNA. The record is from the annotation of a GenBank genome assembly. NCBI's taxonomy places the organism in Eukaryota, Metazoa, Nematoda, Chromadorea, Rhabditida, Rhabditidae.